AAAGUUUAAGAAAAAUCCCGUUUUUAAUUUUUAUGUUGCGCGUUUUGUUAUUUGUUUACAAAUUACUUCUGUUUUCUUACUUUUUAUAUUUCAUUGAGUUUUCUUAUUAUGUUUCUUCUUUUUACAUAAGGAGAAGUGUAGAAAUAUUAUUUAAAUUUAAGUAUCAAGAUUCUAGACUACUACGUGCUGCUCUUACUCCUUUGGUAGACACUUUGCAAAUCACUUCAUGUUCUCAUUAAUUAAUUGAAUCCGAUAUAUUUGCUAUAAAUAUGUCUGAUCGGGUUGAAGCAAUAUCGGGCUUACAACAGAGAAAGGUGUUUAAGAUCAUUGUAUUAGGAGACUCUGGAGUUGGUAAAACGUGUCUCACUUAUCGCUUUUGUGAGGGACAGUUUUUAGAUAAAUCGGAAGCUACUAUUGGUGUGGAUUUCAGAGAAAGGACGGUAAAAAUAAAGAAUGAAGAGAUAAAGCUUCAGCUUUGGGACACUGCAGGUCAAGAAAGAUUUAGAAAAUCCAUGGUACAACAUUACUACCGAAAUGUGCAUGCUGUUGUUAUAGUAUAUGAUGUUACCAAGCCAGAAACAUUCCAUUCAAUAUCAAACUGGAUGCACGAGAUUGAGUCUCACAGUCUAAUGGGAGCCCCGAGAGUGCUGGUGGGGAACAAGUGUGACUGCGGGACACCAGAGUCCAGGCUGGCUACCACUUACGCUGUGAGGCUGGCCGAUAAAUAUGGGAUGCCUUUGUUCGAGACCUCGGCGCUGUUGGAAUCCGAGUGUGAUAAUGUCGAGUCUAUAUUUCUGACGCUCGCUCAUAAGUUGUAUUCGAAACAACCACUGCGGGUAAUGAGUGUUGAGGGCGAGUUGGGACCGCGUGUGGUGACCCUCCCUCGACACAAGCGGGCUUCGAGAUCAGACACCUGUCUGUGUAGCUAGGAAGUGAAGCUAUGCCUACUGUGGGGGCCUUAACAAGAUCUCAAGCAUCUCUUCAACUGUCAAAUGUCAACUUGGCUUGAGUUCACACUAAUAGUGAUAAGCUGAAUCAGUUCAGUAGCUCCUUCAUUGUAUGAAAGAGCUUUUCACGCACAUAUAAAACUAAAAUUAUAUAAAAUUAAAUUUUUGUGUUGUGUUUACAGUAAUAUCUAGUAGUCACAUAAAUCGUUUGGUCGCCAAAUACGAAUUGUGAUUGGCGACAUAGCAUUAAACAAAAUUGUAAUUUUUAUUAUUAUUUGGAUUUAAUGGCAUUCGGAAAUCGCGUAACUCGAGAUAUUACUGUACUUUUAAUGUUAUUAAUUUAAAUUAUAUUUUUUUAAAUAUACUUCUUACCUGUUUAAAAUAGCACAUUUCAUCUCAAUCUUAGGUAAGUUACUAAUUCACAAGAACUUUAGACUGGUCUUUAAUAACAUAAUAUUAAUUAUACAUCCAUAUGUCAUAUGCCUGUUAAAUUAAGAAAAAAAUUGAUUAUGUCUAGUUGAUUUAAAAAACUUGGUUGGAUAGCACUUGCCGUGGUCAUUGUUUAACAGUUAGGUACAUAUUGGAGCAGUUAAAACAUAACUUACUUAUAUUUAAUGUGCUGUAAUAAUACCUUAAUAUUAAUUGUUAUUUAUCUACACCCAGAAUUGGAAUCCUCUAAAAGAUUCUGAAUCAGUUAGCUUAUUGCCAACAUUAAAACAGCCAGUCCUAGUAGUAACCUAAUAUCAUCCAUUACUGAUUAUAUACAAAUAAACUAAGUAUAAAUGAAAUAAUUAUUUAUUUUAGUACUAAAUUACAUUUUGUAUAGUGCAAUUUAUUAAAAUUCACUUGAAUAUUAUGCUCUUUUGCAGCGUUUGAAAUAUCUGGCGGUGUGCUGUCAAAACUUGAAUCGCUCAUUUUUUGUAAACAAAACAAUAAAAAUAUCGAAGAAAAAUGGCGGGGAUUCGAAUAACCUACUUUUUUUACGGCGCGAGACGUUCUGGUAGUGUGGAACGCGUGUAAACGAAAAUAUUCCUUUUUUGAAAUUCAUACAGAUACCACGCAUCGAGCAAUAAGGAUGUGUCUGUCUGUUGAAACUCUUUGCGCAUGAAUGGAUCGAAAAAAAAACAAAGGAGUGUUGUUAUAAAAAUUCAGUACAACAUUACACCACUCGUUUGGAUGAUGUAAUGGUUAUUAGAACAUUGGGUGUUUUAAUGUUGGCAAUAAGCUAACUGUUUUAGAAUCUUUAAUAGAGGAUUUAAAGCAUGGGUGUAGAUAAAACUAUGAAUGACUGCCAUGAAAGUCAACUUACAUUUAUUAGCCACUAGAAUCUAUGAAUUUAAUAUAACUGUCGAAUUUUAUACGUGCCAAAAAAAUAUGACAAUUAGUGAGUAAUUAUAUUACAUUAAUGAAGAUAUAAAUAGUAUUGUGCAGAAUUAAUUAAUUAAUGCAUGUGUUUAUUUUAUAAGAAAUAUUUUAUUAUAUUUUUAGUAUUUGUUUUCUUUGUCAUGAUCUCUUAUACAAGACUUAAUAUUUACUGUAUUGUUGUAGUGAGAACAAGAUUGUGAGAUUGUACUUUGUUUUUAUAUAGAUUACUUAACUUUUUGUGUUAAGAUGUUAUCUGUACAACUGGAUGUAAUCUAGAGUGGAAAGAAUUAAAUCAAAUUUAAAUUAA
Molecule: messenger RNA, 2619 nt
Organism: Leptidea sinapis
Lineage: Eukaryota; Metazoa; Arthropoda; Insecta; Lepidoptera; Pieridae
Product: putative Ras-related protein Rab-33
Exons: 5
Coding region: 270-929 (219 amino acids)
Cellular component (GO): Golgi apparatus; endosome
Molecular function (GO): GTPase activity; GTP binding
Source: RefSeq, a predicted model, not a curated record